AUGGUAUCCCCAUCUAUGCUUAAUCCUAUUAUCAAUGAUCAGUAUACAGCUGCCAGGGCGUACUUCCUUUGUGUUAUUGGAAUGCUUUUCUUUGAGAGCAUGCUUCAUGCUCCAUCAUAUCUGCUACAUCUUUAUAGAAAAGGCCGGCCGAAUACAGCACGUCAGAAACACUGGAAGAUUUAUACUGCCAUACACAAGAUAACAACGCUGCCGUCUGCUGUCCCAUUCAUCACUCGAAAUAACGUUCCCAUCCUCAUACGCCUUUCUGUCUUCACCUUUCUCAACUUCCUCUGGGGCUGGAAUAAGUUUGCUUAUACUACAAAUUACCAACUCUAUGGCUGGCUCACAAUCGCCAACGGUGGUCUUAGCCUGCUGAUGGGGGCGCGUACCAACCUCUUUGCUCAUGUUGCUCGCAUUCCCUCGGCAGUGCUACUUAGGUAUCAUCGCUGGGUUGGUCUAGCGACAUUUGUGCAUGCAACGCUGCACUGCAGCCUCAUCAUACAGCAUUACGUGCAGACGAACCAGUUUUACACGGCUGCUCAGGCGCCUCGUAUCCCCGUGGGCAUAGCUGCGUGGAUAUCGUUGUGUAUCAUUGCAAUCACAUCUAUUCCCAAGAUUUUCCGUCGUCGCUGGUUCGAGGCCUUCUACUACCCGCACUUUUUCUUCCUUGUUUUCGUUGCAGGAGCUUUAUACCACGCGAACAAGGGACCCGAAUUUCUUCUUCCUGGGUUUGGUCUCUGGGUAAUUGAUCGCGGCAUCCGAUUCUACAAUAACUUUCGGGGUUCACAAGUCAAAUCAAUUAUACACUAUUCAGGAGGUGUAACAAAAUUCAACAUCACUGGAGCAGCGCCAUCGCAACCAGGCCAGAUAGCUUGGGUACAGAUCCCCAGCGUGUCAUUCUUCAAUUGGCAUCCAUUUACCAUUGCUUCUGCCCCUGGGCAGAAUGAAACUACGGUUGCCAUCAGGGCGCUUGGUUCGUUCACUAAAAAGGUGCAAAACGUUGGGGAAGAUGAUGCAAAGGUUGCUCAAUCAACAACAACCGAAGGAGGAACAUACGAAGCUGUAUCUACGGAAAUGAACUUUCCCAAACUACAGAUUGAUGGUCCAUAUGGUGUCGGUCACCUGCAAUGGGGCGCACAUCCAGUGAUCGUACUCGUGGCUGGCGGAAUCGGCAUUACCCCCGGCAUCAGUAUCGCGACACACAUUGUGAAUCAAGCCAAAUCAGGACUUGUACCCAUGCCUGGUAGCUGGCAUAUUCAUCUCUUAUGGACGGUGAAGAAUUUUGAUCACAUCUCCUGGUUUGAAGCUGAGCUCAAGAACCUCGCCGAAAUUGCGUCGGACGAAACUGUGCCCGUCACACUAGAUAUUACGAUUCACGUUACAAGUGGCGUGGAAGAAGACAGCGAAUCUGUAAAGUUUGAUGGCAUUGGGGAUAUUUACCAAGGCCGUCCAGAUUUGAUGAAGUGGUUUGAGAACGUGCGAGACGCGAGAAUGGGCAUGGAUGCUUCAGUUAAUCUCUGCGGACCUGCACAGUUGAUACGCAGUGGAAGAAUAGCAGCGUCGAAAGCAAGUUGUGAAGAUAUUCUGUUUCAUGUAGAAGAGGAGACGUUUGAAUUUUAG
Trichoderma aggressivum f. europaeum is the source of this 1620-nucleotide messenger RNA. RefSeq lists its product as uncharacterized. Gene Ontology annotation, molecular function: oxidoreductase activity. The transcript has 2 exons. NCBI's taxonomy places the organism in Eukaryota, Fungi, Ascomycota, Sordariomycetes, Hypocreales, Hypocreaceae. Gene Ontology annotation, cellular component: plasma membrane. Bases 1 to 1620 code for a protein of 539 amino acids. The record is from RefSeq and is a predicted model, not a curated record.